This is a messenger RNA of Linepithema humile (Argentine ant), 3047 nucleotides long. RefSeq names its product GTPase-activating protein skywalker (gene sky). Gene Ontology annotation, cellular component: nucleus. Lineage: Eukaryota; Metazoa; Arthropoda; Insecta; Hymenoptera; Formicidae. The record is from RefSeq and is a predicted model, not a curated record. Gene Ontology annotation, biological process: response to oxidative stress.
AUUUCACUGAGCGAUUAAAUGUCGUGACAUUCUCUCGAUAUUAUCGCGAAAGUGUUCACUGAGGGAAUUUGCGACGCAUGUUGAAAUUGACGACAUAAAAAUCUGAGGGAUUUAAAUUUGGGAACAAACGACGUCAUUUCCGCAUUAGCAUUUCGCUACAGAUGCUAAAUAUGAUCUGACGCACACAGCUCGCUACACUUAUCUAUCGAUCACUACGUGACGCAAGAUAGUUCGAGCGCGCGCCGCGAGGCGCGGCCGGCGGCGUGGCCGCUGAUCACUCGCGCGCAGUAGCAUUUGUACGCGAAUGACGUGCGGAUGUGACUGUGGUUGUGACAUAGCUCGAGCUCGGCCGACGUACCCGCGAUUGCGAUACACAUACGACACUCCGUAAUUUCGAACAUUGAAAAGAGAAGAAUCACGAGCGCGCGUAGGAUAACGCAUCUCGCCUGAUCCCGCCGAGCAAGUAUAGUGCAAGCGAGCGUUCGUGAUACGCCGCGCUCGACGAAGUCAAGUGCGGUUACACGUAGAGGUGAUAUGAAGUACCGCGCGAAGUGAGAAGCGAACGAGAUCGACCAAGGCAGGGUGCAACAGCAACGUCCGAGCGACGACGACGACGCUGACAGUGCACCGCUCGCGGGCGGCGCACUGCCGUCUGUGCCGGCAGCCCGUCAUCCGUUCCGCCUGUUUGGCUUGCAUGCCACGCUCCGACGCGAGGAUCGGAGCUCCCUGCUGGCGCGUCGUCGUGCUUAUCGAGGUAGGCCGCUUCGCCGAUACUGUGCACGUCCCUAGACUGGCGAUGAAAAUUGAAACAUCUCAAGACAUGACGUAGACGGCGGGUGCGUGAGAAUCGCCAAAACGACCAUCAUGAGGAACCUCGCGCCGUAGUUGAGCGAUGUUAGUGACUGCCUCCCCGAUGGACAAUUCGCCGAAUACGCUGUCGGUGCUCGAGGAGGAGGCGGCGAACGUCACCGACAUCGACGACGCGUUCCCGCCGCACGUCGACACCAGUAACAUCGUCAUCCAGCCGGAAUCGCCCACCAGCAAGAAGCAAGCACUGAAGACCUUCGCCGAGGUAAACGCGCUGCUGCAGGCCGGCAGGAAGCGGGAGGCGAAGCUCAUCAUACGAGAGAACGCUUGGCCGCUUAACAAUGGUAUCAGGGCGCAACUCUGGCCGGCGCUUUGCGAUCAGCACGCGCUUGGCAAGAACAUGCUCGACGGAUUCUACUGGGAUAUGGUGAAUCAAGUCUUUGGAACGACAGAAUUACCAGAAAAGUCAAUUAUGCUACCACCAUUCGUCGAUAGUACACAUUGCUUAUCUUACAAUUUGACAAGAAAAGGUAGAAACGUGGCUGACAGAGUCGUAUCGGUGUUAGGAUAUGCUUGUCCUGAUAUCACGUACAGCCCAUCUCUUUAUCCAUUAACCGCCCUUCUCUUGCAUUUUGUGCCAGAAGAGGAAUGUUAUCACUGUAUGGCCACUCUGGUAGCAGCCAAAGAUAAAAUGUUCAUCACACAAACCAAACUUCUCUACGAGGUUACGUGGAAAACAGUAGAACAAAUCACUAAAAAACAUGUCAAAUCAGCUGCUGUACAUUUAGCGAGGCAUUGCUCCGGCUCAAGAGCAGAAAGAAUCUACAUGGACUGGAUCUGGUGGAUUCUUCAACUUCUUCCAUUUCAACAUCUAGUCAGGGUUAUGGACUGUUUUCUCCAUGAAGGCAUUAAGGUCUUCUAUCGGGUUGCUAUGGCUAUAGUUUUAUUAUUCUAUAAGCACUCUUCGUCGCAGAGUUCAGAAUGGAUGAAUGAGAUUUCGAAGAACGGUAUAGACGCUGCUCUAUCAAAGUUCUGUAGACAAAUGCCAGUGACACCUGCCAAGUUUCUGCGCACUGCCUUCGGGAUUCGCGGACUCAGCUCAGCAUACAUAUCACGAGUAUUUCUACGCACGGAAAUGGCUCUCAAAAGUAAGAGUGUCUUGACGGGGUCCCGAUCCUUGGCCAGGUCGCGGUCGACGGACAAUCUACCAACCAGUCAGUCACAAGUCAACAUUCAGAUGAUGUCACACACGCUUACGAUUCGAGAAAAAGAGUGUGAAGACUCGUACAAAGCCAGGGGCGCACACAGUCCUGGACCACGUGCCCUAUCAAUGGGCGUUUAUCCCAUACAAAGUAUAUGCUCCCAGAUCCUAGAUAUGCCUGAAUUAUUCACCUUAUGGUCGUGGCUGCCGAUGAGAAUUACAAUGUAUCAGCCCAUCUUGCUGUACACGACCGAGGAACAUGGAUGCUCUUUAACGACGUUCUACGUGCGAGUUGAGCAACAUGAACCGACUCUCCUGAUGAUCAAAACAUGCAACAAUGAGGUAUUUGGAGCUUAUUGUUCUACAAGAUGGUACGAACGUAAUGUAAAGGACGACAAGGGACAACGACAAGCAUACUUCGGUACCGGUGAGACAUUCCUGUUCAGCUUGUAUCCCGAACGAGCCAAGUAUCCUUGGGUAGGCAUGGAUUCAUCGCAUAAUGACUCCAAAGUACAUCACUCAGCCGAACUAUUCAUGGCCGCAGACUCGAAAAUGAUAACUAUCGGUGGCGGCGACGGUCAGGCGAUUUGGAUGGAUGAGAACAUAAGAUUCGGCAAAACGGAUCGGUGCUCGACCUUCAACAACCCACCCCUCUGCGCCAGUGGAGACUUUGAGAUCAGAGUGUUGGAGGUGUAUGGCUUCGCGGGUGCCUGAAGAGGGAAGAAAACAGUAUUAGUUUGUUUUAUUCCCUACUGCCAUUUAGUGACUCUCUUUCUAUACGUAUUAGACACACUGUGUUACACGUCAUAAAUGUGUAUCCAUGUAUUGUAUCUCUUUAGGAUACCCGUAUGCAAAUAACGCACAAUGUGAAAUUUGCCCAAUGUUUAGGGACAAAAAUAUUUUGAUUGAUCGUAGAAAUAUGCUGCAUUUUCUUUCGUUUUCAGAUUGUUUGAUUUGGGUAGCUAAUCUAAUUUUUAAGCACUAAUCUGAAAAUUUGAAAGAUAUCCGCGCGAAGUAUAUAUGUAUAUAUAUUUGCACA